UCGAGCGUCCAGUCUGCUACAUUUUCAGGGCCACAAAGAAGAGUUCCCAGCAUGCACUUCUUCGGCGCGGAAAUUUCAAUGGAUUUUCAAUGCGAGAUGAAAGUCUGAGGAGAGAGCUCACGAAGGAACAAGUCUGCCGUGUUUCGGCGUUCAACCAGCUCAGUUUUUGUGUGAAAGAUGAGUGGAUCAGGUGACAGCAGUGGGACGAUCAAAGCAGCUGAUCCCUUUGAGGAUCUGUGGCGGCAGCUGGGAGAGUGUCAUCAUCACGUGACUGGAGAGCUGGAAGCAAAGGUGAGCCGGCUGAAAAAGGACCGCUGCCUAGAUGCUCAGAGACUUGAGGUGUUUUACAACCGUAACCAGCAUCUGAAGGAGGAGAACAAAACCCUGCACGACACCAUCCACCUCCUAGAGGAAAGGCUCAGAGCAGGAGAGUGCGACCGUUGUGUUGUCUUGGAGGAAAAGCUGAAGAGCAGCCUGGAUCAGAAUCUCAGACUUCUUGAUGAACUGAGAAUUGAAAGAAACAACCUGCAGGAUGAAAACAGGAAACUCCGUGCUGAGAUACAAAAGCUGAAAGCAUCGUGUUCCUCCUCAGAGCAAGACGACGGCUUCAUCCCCGACUCGCCCGUCCUGCCCAGCUCGCUGCCGCCCGCCAACAAGCUGAGGAAGCGCAAACAGGUCGCCCAGCAGAAACACGUCCGUUACGAGGAGAAGCCCCUCCCCCACGCCCACAAGUCCCUCCUGUGUGAACCCCCAGGUGCCGCAGAGAAUGCUGGGAAAGCGGAAGUGUUGGUGCCGAACACGUGUGAGCUGGACAUGCCUCAGAUCGCAGGUGACGGAGAGGCGGUGGCAGAAACGUGCGCCCUUCUGCCUGUUGGUAAACAUUCCAAAAUAAAGUUUCCUUCAAAUCAGCAGAGUUCUCCAAAACCCUUCUUGAAAUACAAUGUGUGUUUAAAGCCUCACUGCUUCUCUUCAUCCGCCCGGAGGCACAGUCCCGACUCCACCACUAAGAAGUCCCCGUCUCUUCUGCCCCACGUCCGACUUUUUGCAGAUGACGCCUCCGUUUGUAGGCUGAUGAAGGAGGAAAAAAGGGAAGAGCUGGUGGACGACAACCGAGAUGAAAGCAGGGAGGGGGCGGCCAGCAAACUCCUCCAACCUGAGCAGAUCUCCAGUAAGAAGGUUCAGUCCUCUGACGGUGGCGGCCCCGGCCCAAAGCCCCCCUCCUCUCCUGCUUUUCGGGUUCCCCUCUGCGUGACUAAAGGAGAUGGAGGCGCCAAGAGAACUCCUCUGCAGAACUCCAAUGCUUCACUCUGCGGAGCCAGAGAGCGCAGGACGCUCGCCGUGGAGCCGGCAUGGAGCAUCGACCCCGCCCUCGCUCUGUCCUCCUGUGAUGACGAGCUGGAAGGAGACGAGGAUCUGGAAGAAAAGCAGCAUGGCGGCGAGCUGAUGGACACGGACUGCACGUGGGUCAGCCACAGCAUGCUUCAGCGUCCGGGACAGUUCGGUCCGGACAGCAGAGACGUCAAGCCAGAUUUAGGCGCCAGGGCGGUGGACAGUUUGGAUAUGAUGUUUGACACCACGGCUUAUGGCGAGUUCCAGUCCUGCAGCAGCCUGCCUUUAAAUCAGAGCCAGCGCGAUGAUGAUGAUGAGGAUGAUGAUGAUGUAGAGGAAAUACAUGAAGAGGACAUUGGUGAAUCACCUGACAGCCACACGCGUCCAAGUAAAGCCCAACAGCCGGCCUUUGCACACGUGGCGGUGGUUCGUAAGAAAGACGAGAGGCGGAAGCUGAAAGGCGCCACCUGCAAAGAAUGUGAGAUUUAUUACGCUCAUCUACCAGAGGAGGAAAAGCAGAAAAAGCUCUCCGCCUGCUCCAGACAUCGCUAUCUCUACAUCCCUCCAUGCACGCCUGAAAACUUCUGGGAAGUGGGUUUCCCGUCCACACAAACCUGCAUUGACAGAGGCUACAUCAAAGAAGAGAGCAGUCCUCCAGGGCGAAUGAGGAGAAGACAACCUUUCAACGCCUUAUUCACCCCAAAGAAAAAGGAGCAAAGCCUAAAAUCCCCCUGAAGGAGCUCAUGAAGAACAUAGAGCCGGGCUUUCUGCUCGUUCUAGGCUGCAAUCUGAUUUUUUUGAUCUGUAAAUAAAAAAAAAUAAUGGGA
Oryzias latipes (Japanese medaka) is the source of this 2156-nucleotide messenger RNA. It is a transcript of the gene rbbp8, whose product is annotated as retinoblastoma binding protein 8. The record is from RefSeq and is a predicted model, not a curated record. Gene Ontology annotation, molecular function: damaged DNA binding. Gene Ontology annotation, biological process: DNA repair; DNA double-strand break processing involved in repair via single-strand annealing. NCBI's taxonomy places the organism in Eukaryota, Metazoa, Chordata, Actinopteri, Beloniformes, Adrianichthyidae.